Messenger RNA from Pelecanus crispus (Dalmatian pelican), 1604 nucleotides. The record is from RefSeq and is a predicted model, not a curated record. Lineage: Eukaryota; Metazoa; Chordata; Aves; Pelecaniformes; Pelecanidae.
AGGUUACGAACUGAAAAUAGACUCCUAAAACAGCGCAUUGAAACAUUAGAAAAAGAAAGUGCUUCCUUGGCAGAUAGAUUGAUACAGGGACAAGUGACAAGGGCCCAGGAGGCUGAGGAAAACUACCUCAUAAAACGGGAGCUGGCCACCAUCAAACAGCAGAGUGAUGAGGCCAUUACUAAACUGGAGCAAGCUGAGAAUACCAUCAGGGAGCUCCAACAACAGCAGCAAUGGCAUAAAUGCAGUUCACAAUACAGUGAAGACUUUGUGCUACAGCUGGAAAAAGAGCUGGUCCAAGCCAGGCUGAGUGAAGCAGAAUCCCAUUGUGCCUUGAAGGAGAUGCAAGAUAAAGUUCUAGAGAUGGAAAAGAGGAACAGCUCUCUCCCUGAUGAGGAAAAUGUUGCUAGACUACAAGAAGAACUGAUUGCAGUAAAAUUAAGAGAAGCAGAAGCUCUGACGGGUCUCAAAGAACUAAGGCAGCAAGUCAAAGAUUUGGACGAACAUUGGCAGCGUCAUCUAGCUCGUACCACUGGAAGAUGGAAAGAUCCUCCCAGAAAAAACACAGUGAAUGAGCUACAGGAUGAGCUGAUGACAGUCCGGUUGAGAGAAGCAGAAACGCAGGCUGAACUGAAAGAGACCAAACAAAGAAUGAUGGAGGUGGAAACGCAGAAUCAGAUCAAUAGUAACCAUUUACGAAGGGCAGAGCAAGAGGUUACCAACCUACAGCGGAAGGUACAGUAUCUUUCUGCACAGAACAAAGGACUUCUUGCUCAGUUGAAUGAAGAAAAAUGUAGACAAGCAGAGAUUGAAUGCAAGAGUAAAGAAGAAGUGAUGGCAGUACGGCUCCGUGAGGCAGACUGCAUUGCAGCUGUGGCUGAACUCCAACAGCAUAUUGCUGAAUUAGAAAUCCAGAAAGAAGAAGGAAAAAUUCAAGGGCAGCUUAAUAAAUCUGAUUCCAACCAGUACAUCAGAGAACUGAAAGAUCAGAUAGCUGAGCUGCAUCAUGAGAUCAAAUGUCUAAAAGGCCAGAGAGGCUUCUCAGACCAACCCACUUUUGAUGGGAUUCACAUUGUCAGCCAUUUCACAGGAGAUGAUGAAUCAUUUCAUUCUUCUGAUGAAGAUUUUAUAACUAACUCCAUACAGGAGAGUGGGGUGAACUUUCAUCUACACAGGAGGACUGGUCAGAUGGCUUUGGAUCACACAGUUGUAGACAGCAGUGACAGUGAUGCUGAGGAAAGUGCCCUUCAGACUGGGAAUUCAGACAAGAUGGUUUCCAAGCAGAGGAGAAUGGAAUCUUACUCUACCACUGUGUGAUUAUCACUGUGACUAGCAUUGAAGACUUCCAUGUUUCUUUAAGGGUGAAAUUGUCAGAUAACUGAAACUAUCCAGCCGUUGGUUUAGGUAACUAUUGGAUGUGGUCUGGCCUGUGAUAAAUACAUACGCGUACUGUCUAUCUGCCUUCUCUCUUUGCCAAAUCUUGCUAAUGACAUACCAUUGCCAUAAAACGGGCUGGGAAGAAGUUGAUGGAUGACAGUUCUGACAGUAUUACUGAAUGUUCCUCGGUUUAGAAACUGCAAAUAUGUCAUUUCUUUAAUGCAUAAGAA